UCACUGCACUGACUGCAACUAAGCAUUUGUUUGUCAUUUCUGACUAAAAUUUUUGUGGUACCUUUAUUUUCGUUCGAGGCAAACAAUGUCAGCACAUUAAUUUCUAGUUUUUAUUGUGAAACAGUUUUUUUAAAUCGAUAAAAUGAGUUUUGAUACUUCAAAUACUACUAAUGAUAGAGAAGAGAGAAAAUAUUUCCAUGACCGCAACAAAUCCGACGACCUGCAGAUUUCUAGAACAGACAUGAAUAUGUUGAUAAUGAAUUAUUUAGUAACAGAAGGCUUCAAGGAGGCGGCUAUAAAGUUCCAGCAGGAGGCGGGCCUUCAGGAGCCGGCUCUGUGCAGCUCCCUCGAUGAGAGGAUAAUGAUUCGCGAGGCUGUGCAGGGUGGACGCAUACCGGAUGCCAUUGCUAUGGUUAAUGCACUGCAUCCUGAACUCUUGGACACUGACAGAUACUUGUACUUUCACUUGCAGCAACUACAGCUUCUAGAACUCAUCCGCGCAGGAAGAGCGGAGGAAGCUCUGGCGUUUGCCAGCGCGACGCUCGCCGAGGCGGGCGCCAACGACAGCAACGCCCUCACGGAGUUGGAGAGAUCGCUGGCGUUGUUAGCGUUCCCCGAUCCGCACGCCUCGCCGUUUGCGGAUCUACUGCUGCCUUCACAUAGCCAGAAGAUUGCAAGUGAACUGAAUGCAGCAAUACUGAAAAUGGAGAAUCAAGAAUACACAAACCCGAAGCUAUGCAGUCUCCUCCGGAUGAUCCUGUGGUCUCAAAGUGAACUGGACAAACACAACAUCAAGUACCCUAAGAUGACAGAUCUUGCUAACGCCAAAAUAGAACAACCAAAAUACUAGUGCUUGAAAUAUAAGGCGCUGAUCCAAAGAAAAUAGGAGAAUAACUAUUAUAUUGUCCCUUAUUUUAAUAAUCAAUCUGGAUAACAUAGAUCCUUCCCAAAGUGUGAUGAUUCUUUUAAUGAAAUAAGAAAAUGUUCCAAUCCAUUUGACAGAAGAAUGGCAGUGCAGCUAUUAGCAUUCAAUCUUAUCAACUGCAUGGUUUUAUAACUUAUGCUAAAUUUUAAAAUUCAGAGAUGACUCUGAAAUAUAAGUAACUCUUGAGGGACAAUAUCAUAGAUUGACUACGCAAAUUGCUUACGUGGUAAGAUCGGCGCCUUGACAUUAUGUGAUAUACCUCUCUAUAAAUAUUCAAGUUAAUUGAUGAUUUUUAUAUCAUGUAAUUUGUAUGUAGUUUCAAAAUUACCUAUACAUAUAUUUAAAUAUUUCUCAAGUAUUUAGAGUUCAUUAUUAAUUUGGCCCGAAACCGCCAAUUUUUACAAAGUAACACCAAAUUUUAUCAAUUUUGACCAUUUUUCAUUUGAAGAAUGUCUUAGAUUUUAAAUAUUCUAACAAAUACAACUUUUUCUUAUUUGAUAGUAAAGAGUUUUCUAUUGUUCACUCACAAGAUUUUUUUUACCAUUUAUAAACUAAAAUGUUUUGUUGAAAAAACUUAUAUUCGGGCUACCACUCUUAACGUUUCAACGAUUUCCGGAAUAUUUUCAUAUGCAUAUAAUUAUUAACAAUAACAUAAUUAUUAAUGUUAAUAAUUAUUAACUGAAAGUUAAAAUUGAUGAAACCUAUUUCCUCGAAAGCUGUUUUUAAAUUAACAAGAUUCAAGCAAUCAAACAAUGUAGGUGAAACCUUUAAGUAUGAACUCACUUUUCCUAUAUGUCUGCAAUAUUAUUGUUAUUGAUAAUAAAAUAACUGAUUGAUAUAGUUUCAUGCUUCUAUAGGUAUUCAAACUCACAGAUGUCAAUGUAGUGUAAGAAUUUUAUAUGUAAUAUUUAGAAAAUAAAGUAAUUUAAGUGAUAA
Amyelois transitella is the source of this 1861-nucleotide messenger RNA. It is a transcript of the gene Hou, whose product is annotated as glucose-induced degradation protein 8 homolog. Gene Ontology annotation, molecular function: protein binding. The record is from RefSeq and is a predicted model, not a curated record. The transcript has 4 exons. Bases 143 to 850 code for a protein of 235 amino acids. Gene Ontology annotation, biological process: proteasome-mediated ubiquitin-dependent protein catabolic process. NCBI's taxonomy places the organism in Eukaryota, Metazoa, Arthropoda, Insecta, Lepidoptera, Pyralidae. Gene Ontology annotation, cellular component: cytoplasm; nucleus.